Zea mays is the source of this 950-nucleotide messenger RNA. RefSeq lists its product as uncharacterized. The record is from RefSeq and is a predicted model, not a curated record. NCBI's taxonomy places the organism in Eukaryota, Viridiplantae, Streptophyta, Magnoliopsida, Poales, Poaceae. The transcript is spliced from 3 exons. The coding region runs from base 64 to 522 and encodes 152 amino acids.
AUGACGUGAUCUUCUGUUAGGGAGAAGGAUAUUGGCCGCUCUGGUGGAAGCCAUCUCGACAAAAUGGGCAUGCAUUUGUGGAGCUCCAGUUUGGAUCCAGCUAUUACUGAUGAAAUCAAAAUGCUUGAGCUCCCCUUUGUCAUGGGUGCCCUUAUAAAACCCCUGGCAGAGAAAUUGAAUGAAGAUUCUUCAUGCGCUGAUUUUCUGGGGAAAAGCAUGUUGAUUUGGCUUUAUGCAGCAAUCUCUUGUUUGUCAUCCAGCCUCCAGCCUGAGGAAAGUACCAGUGCAAGGUAUUUAAGACUUGCUGCAAGUGGCACUGACCUGUUUCCCACUGAGCAUAACUGGAAGAAUUUAAAUAGACGAGUGAGAGAUCAGUGGAUAGUGAUGCACAAAGAUCAUUAUUGUUUCCCAUCGAACCAGCGAUUGGGCCUGCAGCAACGGGACGAGAGCGGACAUGAGCGAGUGGGCCGGCACCCGGCAGUUGGGCUUCAAUUCAAUGAGCCAGAUAGUCGGGGGAGGUAGAUGAUAAAAAUACGUGGAGAGAAAUUUUACGAUAAAUACUUAAUAAGGUUCUUAAACCAUAAAAAAACAUCUCUAACCUUCUAAAAUAUCCUAGAGCUACUCUGGAUACUACGAAUCGGAAUAAGAAAUUUAAAUUUCUUAAAUUAUAUCUCAAUGGUUCCAAAAAAUAAAUCUAGUUGUUAGAAAGUUGGCAAUAUAUAGAAAACCCUAAAACGUUGCAAUCGAUAGCUAAAUAAGUUAUAAAAAACUUUUCAUGACAAAAAUAUGAGAUGCAACUAGCAAGGACGCAACAUAUGUUGGUGUAGAAAGCAUUCAUUCUCUGCAUUCGUGCUAGUUGUUUAUUAUAUUUUGUUGUGCAAAAUUUUAAAUACAUGUUUAGAUGCCAAUUAGAAUAUGUUUAGGAUUUUUCUAAUAUUUUUCCUAUUGUG